Messenger RNA from Mandrillus leucophaeus (drill), 2343 nucleotides. RefSeq names its product chromosome unknown open reading frame, human C4orf29 (gene ABHD18). The record is from RefSeq and is a predicted model, not a curated record. The transcript is spliced from 14 exons. Lineage: Eukaryota; Metazoa; Chordata; Mammalia; Primates; Cercopithecidae. Bases 362 to 1819 code for a protein of 485 amino acids.
GCGGAACGCCCCGAGGUCAUAGGCGGGGUCACGCGGAAGGCCGGACAGCGCAGGGCGAAAGGAGGCAGCAGGGCGAGGGAGCCUUCUCCCUCAGUAGGCGCUUCCCAUUCUGAGGGGGAGGAAGAGCCGAGGCGAGCUCGGGGCGUGUCCAAACUGCCGCCCCGCCCCGCUCCGCCCCGCGCUCUUCUUCGUCUCUCCGCUUCGCCUUCCAUUUGGAUUCCUGGAAAGGUUACCCGACCUGCGGUUGGGGCUCGGACCAAAGUCGAGUCCUCGAAAGGGAGCCUGGAGAGCGGCGGUGCUGGGAGGCCCGGCCAGCUCAAUCGCAGGCUUCUGCCUGACGGCCGAUGCUUGUUUGCUACUGAUGGGUGUGAGCAAGUUAGAUAUUCUAUACCGGAGACUUCUCCUAACAAAACUUUUUAUCAGAGGAUGGGGAAGGCCAGAAGAUCUCAAAAGACUCUUUGAAUUCAGAAAGAUGAUUGGAAAUCGAGAAAGAUGCCAGAAUCUGGUUUCAAGCGAUUAUCCAGUACACAUUGAUAAGAUUGAAGAGCAAUCAGAUUGUAAGAUCUUAGAUGGACACUUUGUUUCCCCUAUGGCUCACUAUGUGCCUGAUAUCAUGCCAAUUGAAUCUGUUAUUGCAAGCAUUAUUGAUGAAAUACUUGAUACCAACUUGAUUCUUCUACUUUUGUUCCAAUUUAUUGUGCCUAAAGAAUGGAACAGCAAAUAUAGGCCUGUAUGCAUUCAUCUUGCUGGAACAGGAGAUCAUCAUUACUGGAGGCGACGAACACUAAUGGCCCGUCCUAUGAUUAAAGAAGCCCGAAUGGCUUCUUUAUUGUUAGAAAACCCUUAUUAUAUCCUUUUAGCUCUGAGAGAACUUGGUAGGACAGUGGAAGGUAGAAGGUCCAGCUUAAAAAAUGUGUCUGACCUUUUUGUGAUGGGAGGAGCUCUUGUUUUAGAAUCUGCAGCUCUCUUGCACUGGCUAGAGAGGGAAGGUUACGGCCCUUUAGGAAUGACUGGAAUAUCCAUGGGAGGACACAUGGCUUCCUUAGCGGUAUCCAACUGGCCUAAGCCCAUGCCAUUGAUUCCAUGCCUGUCUUGGUCCACAGCAUCUGGGGUCUUCACUACGGGUGUGUUGAGUAAAUCAAUUAAUUGGCGGGAGCUGGAAAAGCAAUAUUAUACCCAGACAGUAUAUGAAGAAGAAAUUAUUCACAUGCUUGAAUACUGUGGAACAGAUUCUUUCAAAAUGGGACAAGAGUUUGUGAAAUGCUUCACUAGCAGUGCAGACAAGCUAACUAACCUUAAUCUGGUUUCCAGAACUUUAAAUUUGGAUAUAACAAACCAAGUUGUAUCCCAAAAACCUGCUGACUGCCAUAAUUCUAGUAAAACAUCUGUCAGUGCAACAUCAGAAGGACUUUUAUUGCAAGAUACCUCUAAGAUGAAGUGCUUCAAUCAAACACUUUCAACCAACAAAAGUAGUUAUACAAGUUGCAACCCUCAGUCAUACCACCUACUUAGUAAAGAACAAAGAAGAAACAAUCUUCGGAAAGAAUCUUUAAUAUUUAUGAAAGGUGUCAUGGAUGAAUGUACUCAUGUAGCAAAUUUCUCAGUACCAGUUGAUCCAAGCCUCAUUAUAGUGGUUCAAGCCAAAGAAGAUGCCUAUAUUCCACGAACAGGAGUUCGAAGUUUACAAGAAAUUUGGCCUGGUUGUGAGAUCCGAUACUUAGAAGGGGGUCAUAUUAGUGCUUAUCUUUUUAAACAAGGACUCUUCAGACAAGCCAUCUAUGAUGCAUUUGAACGCUUCCUCCAUAAAUACGCUAACUAAUUGGAUUAUUAUAUGUAACCAGUGUGGCCAAGAUGUUUCUUACAAAAGGAAGCUUCAUCCUAUGAUCAUGUGAAGGACAAGCAGACAGCACUAAUAUAUCUAAUCGCUAUCAAUGUAGUCUGGAAUUCAUUGCUACAGAUCCGUUAACUAUAAACUUUGAAUACAUUUGAAUAAUUUCAAGAUAAUAUUUGAAGUAAAUAAUGUUAAAGUAUUUUUAUUAUUGUUCAUUGGAAUCCCAUAUACUCAAUGUUUAGUCUGUUGUUACUAUCUAUGAAAACUAAAUUUUUAAUCAUGAAUAAUUUAUUAAAUUAAAUAAAUUUAUUCAUAGAAACUCUUCUGGGUUUUAGUAAAAUUGCUAAAUCAAACCAAGAUUUUAAUAUAUCAGCAUUUACUUUGUACCCUUAUAACGUUUCACUAUUGACUUUAUUUGAAAAACAUGUUUAUUUUUUGAAUGUAUGGUGAAUUCAUAAUCUUGUGUUCAACUAAUUUUCUGCUGUGGAAAUAAAUACUUAUGAUGUAUAAAA